AUGUGCUUCAACGUUGGCGUCAUCAUCGGACCUCUUCUGGGCGGAUUUCUUGCCGACCCUAUUACAUCUCUCCCCUCAAUCUUCGGGCCGGGUUCUUACCUCGGUGGUAAAGACGGAGUCGAGUGGAUGAUCCGAUUCCCAUACGCUCUAACAAACUUUGUUUGUUCAAGUAUCUUGAUGAUUGCGGCUCUGGGAGUAGUUCUCGGGCUGGACGAAACGCAUCCGCUCCGGCGCCAUCGCCGAGACCGAGGUCGAGACCUAGGGCGCUUUAUUCUCAGAAAGGUCUUUAGAGUGGAAAGCCCAUCCAAUGAUUACCGUCUCGCUGGCAAUGGAAACGACCCGACCGAAGCGGGAGACGUCGAGGACCAAUCUUCGUCGAGCAAGCCUGUGGAAGACAAGGGCCGGGCGCCGCUGCGUGCUAUCUGCACCCGCAACGUUAUUUUGACGUUGGUUCAAAACUUCUCCUCAGCUCUCCACGUUUCUGCCUUCAACUCUAUACUGUUCGUUAUGCUGCCAGCACCUCAAGCAGACAACACCAACGCGCAACUCCCAUUCCGAUUCACGGGUGGUCUGGGUCUGUCGUCCCAGAAGGUUGGCUUUGCUAACACAGUCAUCGGAGCCGUCGGUCUUCCCCUACAAAUCCUCUUGUUUCCCUGGAUCAGCAGUAAGCUCGGUGUGCUGCAGUCCUACCGCACAUUCCUUCCCUUCAGUGCGCUGGCGUACUGCUCGCUACCCUAUCUCGCCCUUCUGUCGAACAAGAGUCCGCUCUUGUGGCCUUUUCUGUCUGUCAUCUUGAGUGCACAAGUCAUGUCCAGAACGUUUGUGGGACCGGCAACAAUCAUGCUGGUCAACGACUCUGCUCCGCACCCUGCCCUCCUAGCCACUGUGCAUGGUGUUGCAUCGAGCACUUCAGCUGCAGCUCGUAUGCUUGGACCUACCAUCGGAGGAACUGUCCUUGGCUGGGGACUCAGCAACAACUUUGUUGGUGCGCCAUUCUGGGGCAUCACGCUUGUUGCUCUUAUCAACUGGUUAUUACUCUAUGUAGUGAGGGAAGGAAACCCCAUCUAG
Molecule: messenger RNA, 1068 nt
Organism: Colletotrichum fioriniae
Lineage: Eukaryota; Fungi; Ascomycota; Sordariomycetes; Glomerellales; Glomerellaceae
Source: RefSeq, a predicted model, not a curated record